UGCAGCGUCCAGAGAGGAUACGCCGAGGACUUCUUCUUUUUUUUUUCUUUUUGUUUAAAGCGUCCUUAUUGAUGUGAUUCCGGUCCGAAAUGCCGUGACUGCUCGCGUUGCUCAGCGUGCGCAGUGCUGGGACUAUUCCGCCCCCUCGCCCCAACCCCGCGGGGUAUUUGGUACUCACUGCUUCCAGCUUUGCCUUGCGUUUUGGUUUGUUUAUGUGGAUCCUUUGAUGUGACGUCGGCCGCUCGCGCUCCGCGUCCUGGAGUCACGUCCGACGAAAAUGUAGCUGCGGGUCGUUCGCUGCGGUGGCUUUGUCUGUAAAAGGUGUUGCUGUCCGAACAAUGCGCGAAAGAUGUCUGACGUUGAGAGCACGUAUGCGGACUUCAUCGCCUCCGGCAGGACGGGCCGCCGGAACGCCCUGCACGACAUCCUGCAGAGUCCCACCGACCCUGACGGGCGAGAGCUGCCCCUCACCCUGUCUCUGUCCCAGCUGCACAUCAACGCUGGAGGAGGCGACGAAGAAGACGCAGAGGACAGCCGCAGCUCCUCCGCCUCGGCCCAGCGAGACACAGAAGAGAGGAACAGCUAAGCUGCCACGUCCCCCCUCCAGCAGACGGAGCGCCGCGGGACAGAUUAAAGUCUCCGUCGCAGUGGACCUGUUCGCUCGAAGCGGCCCGGCGGCUGGAGGCUAGAACCAUCGCCGUGGAUGCGCCUCCAAGCAGAGCCUUCGCCCCUGCUGAAGCGUCGAGACGCGAUCGCUCGGUGCUCCUUGCAAAGUGGAACGACUGAUGCUUUUCAGAGUGAGGAGUACACAAGUGGUAGUUUUUGCUUUUUUUGUUCUUUUCAAAAAACGACAUUUUGCUUUCAGACUCUUUGGUCCAACACACAUACACACAGGCUGAAGGACUAAAAGGACAGAGCAAAAGGAGCUCUGCAACAGUCAGAGCAGAUUGUAGGACCACUGAGACAUGCUGGUAUAACGGGUCACAGUGGGAGUAGCAUGUUUGUAGAAGCUGGUAGAGGCUGCAUAUCGCCAUUUAAUAGUUUGUGCUUCCUAUUAGCCGAUGUUGAAGCAGAGGGAUGUUGACUCAGCUGUAGCCGAACUGAAACACGGCGCUUUGGGGGAUCCAUCCAUGCCGACUUGUCUCCGCAUCCUUCAAAAUGCGUAUCUUUAUUUUUUACACGUUUACAGUAAUAAUGCAAGUAUUAUCACAGCCUUACAUGAGUAGUUUGUCAGGUUCGGAAAUGUGUUUAUUCGGUUUUGUGUUGCGUUAGAGGAGAAGAAAAGUCUUAGUGUUUUUGUCAAUUUUUGGAGAAGAAUCAAGCUGAUCGGUUCACAAAAGCAUAAGAACCCCACUGCUUUCACGAUUGCUUGAAGAUAAUAUAGCUGGUUAGAGGUGUCAGGUCAAGGUUCAGUCCCAUUUAAUGAAGAAAAAAUAAAGGAAAAUCAUAAUAAUAAUACUGUAAUUAAAAAAAAUACUUUUUCACAAUUUAUUCUGUCUAUCAACAAAAAAAUAUAUGCUUUUUUUUUUUUUUUGCACAAUCACCCUUAUAGUGCACAGACUCAUGAAUGCACUUUCAACUUUAAACAAAAUAAUGAAGCCUCUGUUCCUGUGUUACUGACCAGAAAUGAGACUCAGGGAAGUCAUUUUGUGUGCUAAAAACAUCCUAAUCCACAAAAAGGGCUAAUCUGUGACCUUCAAGGUGCUGACAGAAAGUUAAUUAUGCAACUAUCUGUGGUUGUGGCUUCGCCUUUCGAUACAUGUUAAUUUGCUUGAAGAACCUAUUGAUAUUCUUAGUUCACGAAGCUAAAAACUGCUCAUUAAAAGAGACAAAAUGCCACUGUGGUGUGUAGAUUGUGCUUCAGACCAUAAAUGGAUUUAGAGAAUUAUUUUUGCUUCUGUACACCCCACUGGGAUUUAAUGUAACCCAUUAAAUCCCAGUGGGGUCAGCAGUUCUUUUAGACUUCAACACCGACUGACUUCCGUUUCAACCCAAAGGAGUCGCCGCCUGCUGGCAGUAAGGGAGAAUGCGCUUUCAGGCCCAUCUGUACUACUGCCAUGUUAAAUUAGAAACGUUACCCCUAUGUUCCUCUUUCAUCCUUCGAGUCCUUUCUUUGCAUCUUUUUAUAGAUUUUUCUUUUGUUUUUUUCUCUACCGAUAUGCACAGUAAAAGUUACACAUACCCAAACAGCGGCCAUAAAAAGAAACACUUCCUUCUUCCUAAUAGGCAAUAAAACACAAUGUGAUUUUUUUCUUCUGACCUUUGAGACGCAAUUCACUUUAUUUUCAGGGUGAGUAGUCAUAUGUACAGCUAGAUUGUCUUUCCUGGUAGGACACUGUCCACACAUUUGGUUGUGUUUUUCCCUCCCACUGGCAGUUUAUGUCCACUUGUUUCCUGGUCCAAAGAGCAACACGUUUAAUUUCCAUUAUUUUAGAAGACAGGUGCAGAUGACGUCAGCUGCAAUGGUGUCCUUCUUCUUCUUCUUCUACUUCUUCUUCCUCUCACCAGUAAGCGCGGCGGCCCAAGACCGACAAACUACUCCCAAAUGUAAAUAUGCAACAGUCAGCAGAUCUUCCAGGAACACUAACUUGUGUGCGCGUUUGUGCGAAUGUUUGGCUGAGUCGCAUUCCUGCUCCUCUGUAUAUAAAUGUGAUAUCAGCUCAUUGUAUAAAUCGACCUGCAUGUGUCCUUCCACCCCCACACACACCACAGACACCCCUGCUUCACUACGGCUUCAACUCUGACUCCUUUGCCACGGCAAACUGUGGAGAGCAAACCCACUGCAGCUCUCAUGUCGUUUGAUUCGUGAGUCGUUUCCAGUUCUGCUCGUCGUGAUUCCACAUGUAGAGUAUUUGCAUGGUUUCCUCUUUCUGUCUGACUCUCUGUAAGUAUAUUUUCUAUUUCCUAUGUCAAACAAAGUUUAAUAAAUGAUCAAUGAAAGAAAAGA
This is a messenger RNA of Poeciliopsis prolifica (blackstripe livebearer), 2947 nucleotides long. It is a transcript of the gene pkia, whose product is annotated as cAMP-dependent protein kinase inhibitor alpha. The transcript is spliced from 3 exons. The record is from RefSeq and is a predicted model, not a curated record. Gene Ontology annotation, biological process: negative regulation of cAMP-dependent protein kinase activity. Gene Ontology annotation, cellular component: cytoplasm; nucleus. Lineage: Eukaryota; Metazoa; Chordata; Actinopteri; Cyprinodontiformes; Poeciliidae. Gene Ontology annotation, molecular function: cAMP-dependent protein kinase inhibitor activity. The coding region runs from base 350 to 586 and encodes 78 amino acids.